GCUGUUUACCUGCGGACUCUAACGAUAGGUAUGUCAAUAUCAAUUCAUGGUAUCGGAGGAAAGUAAUAAAAAUAUUCUAAUCUAAUACUGUACUGGAGAAUACAAAAUACAAAGCUGUUAACUAAAAUAAACUUUUUGCCAUGUCUUUGGCUCAUGCUAACGGAGCCGUCCUGUAGAGUGUCCUUGAGCAAUUUGCCAGCGUAGAGCAAAUCCUGGACCUGGCUCCAGUCGAUCUCCGAUUCCCGAUGAACGCCAACGGUAACGGAGGAGCAGCGCCUGUCUGCGGUGGAUUGGGCGGUGCAGGUGGUGCGCACGCAGGAGCUGCUGGCGCAGUUGGUGCUGCUGGUGGAGGUGUUGUCGGCGGUCCUGGAGGCGGAGCAGCUGUUGCGGAUCAGGCUGGUGAUGCAGCCGGUGGAGCAGCAGGUGGUGGCGCUGGCGAUGCAGCUGCUAAUCCCCAAGGAAAUAUUAAUGGAAUUAGUGCGAGUACAUCAGAAAAUCCAGCGAACGGAGCCACCUCCAACGAGGAUCAGGACGCCAAGCGGCGGAAGUGUCGCGAAGCAGAAGAAGGUCAAGAUGGAGCCAGCACGAUGAUCGAUGCGAAUAGUGUGCUCAAUAAGAUUGCUAACCUGUACGCUGAACAGCUGAUGUCAGAUAUAGUGCUUCUGGUGGACGGGAAGGAGUAUCCUGCGCACCGCGUUAUCCUGUGCGCCAGCAGUGACGUCUUUCAGGUGAUGUUAAUGAAUCCAGAGUGGAACGAGUGCAGCAAGCAUGUGAUUGAACUUCACGAGGAGGCAUGCUGCUCGGCGGUGUUUCCGCAGUUCAUCAAGUACCUGUACGUGGGCCACAUCGAGGUCACGCUGCAGACGGUGAUGCCAAUGCUCGCGCUGAGUGACAAGUACAAUGUACGCGACCUGAUCGAUCUCUGUGUGGGCUACAUGAAUAAGCACGUGGCCAAGGCGGCGACCAGCGGUUACCUGGUCUCCUGGCUGCAAUAUACACUCUCCUUCACGCCCACCCACAACGAUCUCACCGAGACGCUGAAGCGGUUUCUCAAAUGGAACCUCGAAAUGGUGGCCGAGUCGCGAGACUUUGUGGAAAUGGACCCGGCCAUACUGCAACUGCUGUUGCAGCAAAACGAUUUGGUUGUCACCAGCGAGUACAAACUGUUUGCCAUCCUGCAGACGUGGCUGCUGCAUCGUCGAGAACAGAUGGAGGCUGUCGCCAGUGGUAGCUUUAUGGAGCUGAUCGAACAGACGGUGUCCCACAUCCGCUUUGGCAUGAUGACGCCACGCGAGCUGUCGCAUCUGCUGAUGGAUCCGUUAAUCGAGUAUCACAAGGAGUUCCUUGUUGAGCGCAUUGCCAUUGGGAUGAGCUAUCAAUCGGGCCAGGAGGAUAGAGUGCGAGAGGUGCGAGCCACCGAAUCGGGUGAAUUACAAUUUACGCCUCGACUCUACUGGAACGACACCUGGAGCGUUGACAUAGAUGUGCACAACUUUGAUGCGAUAGAGGAUUACAAGAACUAUGUGACCUGCUUUUUUUCGCAGCGCCACAUCGCCGAGACUGAGGAUGACGAUCCUGGGAUGACCUGGGAGAUAGAGUUUUUCCCGCGAGGCGUUAAGUACAACAAGGCCAAAAUGGUAUGGGGCGAGGACGUACCAGGCUGCUCUUUAAACACAGUUCGCCUACGGGUUACCUGCAAGCAUCAAAACAUUGGCGAGGAACGAUUCAAGAUAGCCGUGCUGAUCGUGGGCAUGCAGAACCAGAUAAUGCACAUCCGAACGGUGGUGGAGCGCACGGAGUACUUCUCGGAUUCGUCGCGCGUUAUCAAUCUGGACAACCUGCUGCCGUACGAGGAGCUGGAGCACACAUCACCGUACUUGAGUCCCCAUCUGACGGGCACCGCACGGAAUACACUUACCCUGCAUGUGGUUAUCACGCCGAUGGGUUCCCAUACAUGCCGGGAUACGCCGCCGUUUCAGUUUUAAAGACGUUUAACACCGAUUUGGUGGGCGCAUCUUGACCUCUCUAACUCCGUACUUUCCGGCGCAUCCGCAGACAUCUCAUGCAACCAACCAAACGUAUUUUCACUCUUCCAUUCAUAAUUUUGUAUGUAUGUAUGUAAAAAAUCGGAAAUCCAAUGCGACUGCGAAAUUCCCUAGGGCUCAAUCUAUGCGAUCCUGACUGGCGGGAUGUUUCACCCGUCCGCCGUAAACCCUUCCUGCAAUAUGUUUUGUUAUAAGUUUUUUGUUUUGUAUAAGUUAAGCGCACCGAAAGGAGUGAGUUCUUAGGCAGGGCCAUAAUCACUGAUGAUUGCGGAUCCCAUGGAUAGCUGAUAUUGGCCAUAAUGGACACGACACUCGAGCAUGUAAGAGAUGGUACCGUAUUUACUGUACCAGCAUGAAUGCCAACUGUAUUGAAACUAGACUAUGAAAAGGAGAUUUUCUAAUAAAAGUUGAAAUGUAAAGUAAAAAAAAAA
Messenger RNA from Drosophila eugracilis, 2476 nucleotides. It is a transcript of the gene Tango10, whose product is annotated as BTB/POZ domain-containing protein 17. NCBI's taxonomy places the organism in Eukaryota, Metazoa, Arthropoda, Insecta, Diptera, Drosophilidae. The record is from RefSeq and is a predicted model, not a curated record. Gene Ontology annotation, molecular function: protein binding. The transcript has 5 exons. Bases 246 to 1985 code for a protein of 579 amino acids.